AUGGAUCUGCUCUCUGAGGAACAUAGGCACCUCAGUGUGGAGUCCACACCACACACUUCUUACCUUCUUUCAAACUGUCUUUCCUCUGAGACUCUGUUACCUUUCACAUUCCUCAGGCUCACUGGUGUUUCCCCUUUUGUCUAUCAGACUCUCAGAGUUUUGUCUAUUUUAUUAUAUUUUGCAAAAUCCAAACCUCUGGGUCUUCUCCCCCUCCCAUACCCUUCACCCCACCCCCUGGGAUGUAUCAUUCCCCUCCCCCACCCGCUCCCCAGCAAACCUCCCACAGGACUGCAGGCUCUAAUUGCCACAUUCAUCACUCAGGGUAUAAAUACCACAAAGCACCUGCUUUCUCUCCACCAUGUCAUUGAAGCCACAAAGUACUUCCAGGGGUGUGGUUGCCCCCAAGUCUCGGAACCUCAGAGAUUAACCGCCUAG
This is a messenger RNA of Rangifer tarandus platyrhynchus (Svalbard reindeer), 435 nucleotides long. The record is from the annotation of a GenBank genome assembly. NCBI's taxonomy places the organism in Eukaryota, Metazoa, Chordata, Mammalia, Artiodactyla, Cervidae.